Molecule: messenger RNA, 1020 nt
Organism: Lasiodiplodia theobromae
Lineage: Eukaryota; Fungi; Ascomycota; Dothideomycetes; Botryosphaeriales; Botryosphaeriaceae
Product: Integral membrane family protein
Exons: 6
Coding region: 1-1020 (339 amino acids)
Source: RefSeq, a predicted model, not a curated record
AUGUCUUCGCUACCAUCCGUCGACGACUAUCAUCUCAACGACUCGCAAAGGAACCUUCGCGCCUCGCUGAUAAUAUGCUUAACCGUUUCCGCUGUCUUUGUCCUAUUGAGAGCCCUGGUUAGGCUGCACAUUCAGCGCCAGUUUGCCCUGGAUGACUAUCUCUUGCUGCUUGCACUAUGCGGCUUCUCCAUGAUGACAGCUUUCAUGGUCCAUGCCAUUGACACCGGGGGUUUUGGCCGGCUGACAAAGGAACUCCCCUUGCCUGUCCUCCUACGCGGCAUCAAGUUCCUCAUCUGCACCCAAGUGUCUUACACUCUGACCCUGCUCACCACAAAUCUGAGCAUUGCAUUCCUUCACCUGCGCAUCACGGGCAGAGCGCAUCCUCUUUUCAACCGUCUUCACUAUGUGUCCAUUGCCGUAAACGUCAUCAUCGGGCUUUACGAAUGCUUCGCCUUGCUCUUUCAGUGCUAUCCGGUUUACAAAGCCUGGACUCCGACAAUGCAAGAAGGGCACUGCGUGGAUAAGCACGGGCUCACCAUUGGCAUCUACGUCUAUUCUUGCGUCAAUGUCGUGCUCUUCUGCUACUACGCUUUUGCUCCUGCCCCCUUGAUCUGGAAGCUGCAGCUCAAGCCGGCUGUCAAAUUGUCUGCAAUCUUCGUUCUGGGCAUCGGUAUCUUGGCAAGCAUUGGGACCAUCAUCCGGUUCAGAUACCUCUUCGGCUUCUCAAAGACGACAGAUGAACUUACGGACAGAAAGGGCACCAAGCCCGGGUCAGACUCGAAGAAGAGAAUCCCGCGUGGCUAUACUUUCCAGCUUUCCGAGAUCGAUUCGAUGAGUAUAAAGGAACAGAGGAUUCCAAUCACCCAGGAGUUUGAACUCAGUACCGUGAGUACUUCUGCAGUAGCCACACCUGCUACUUUGUACGACAAUGGUUGCGUGAGCUACUUCCCGAUGGAGCCGGAGCCAAUUGCGAAUGUCAAGCGGGAAUGGCGGCUACCAGACUUAGAGAGAGGGUCUUAG